Bubalus bubalis (water buffalo) is the source of this 5256-nucleotide messenger RNA. RefSeq names its product solute carrier family 25 member 21 (gene SLC25A21). The coding region runs from base 3217 to 4026 and encodes 269 amino acids. NCBI's taxonomy places the organism in Eukaryota, Metazoa, Chordata, Mammalia, Artiodactyla, Bovidae. Gene Ontology annotation, biological process: transmembrane transport. The transcript is spliced from 10 exons. The record is from RefSeq and is a predicted model, not a curated record.
GUCUAUGCUUUUUAAUACAUUUUUUUCUCACUUUAAAUUUAGAAUUUAAGCACCUUUAAAAAGAGCAUUUUAAACAUUUUAAAAAUCAAGUUUAGAUAUUUCUCUAGGUUCUGUCUGAAAGACUUCCCCUUACUCUUGGACGCCUGGCAGAUCCCUUUCCUGAUCCUUAAGCCUGACCAAGUCCUGCUUCCUGCUGAAGCCUCCCAGGCUCCCCCAGGCUCAUGGACUUCAUGCUGCCAGUGUACCACUCUCUGCCUUGCUGUGUUACAUCCUGAAUUCAUAAUUUGCAUUUCUCAUGCUAGACAGCAAGCCUGUUGACAAAGAAAGUAGGUCCUUACUAAAUGUAUGAAUGAACCUCAAAUCAUUUCACAUGUAACAAAAGGAGAUAAGAGAGACCUAAUAUUUCAAGCAAAGGACCUGGUGGGCUACAGUCCAUGGGGUCAUAAAAGAGUUGGACAUGACUUAGCAACUACACAACAACAGCAAUAUUUCAAGCAAUGCAGAUGCCAGGCAGUGACCAUAUCAGAAAAACUGUAAGUUUCUCCCUAUCCCCUGAAAAAAGAUUUUAAAUUAUGAGUUGAUAGCACACAGCAACAGUAGAGGAAAGUUGUUUUUGUAAAAACAACUUUUAUAAGGGAAAUCUUCAUUCAGAAAAAUCUAGAGAAGAGAAGAAAUAUAAAGAGGCUUUCAUUUGUCCCUAAAUGUUAUAUUGGCAUCAUUGGUGACAUCGUUGAAUUAGUGUGGUUAGUUUUUGUAAAAACAAUUGAGUAUCCACUGCAUUUCAAGUACUAUGCUAUUGUUUCUCAAUGUUUCAUCUUACUCAACCCUCACAGCAAUCCUGUUCUGUAUGUCCUUGUAUUUUCCCAAUUUUCAGAUAAGGAAAUUAAGGCUAAGAGAAGCAGUACAUCCAAAGUCACAGGUAAUGAGUGGCAGACUAAAAUUUGAACCAGAUGUUCUGACUCAAUUGGAGUUUUCUACCCACCAUUCUAUUCAAAUUUUAAUUCUUACUCACCUAGACGAUUAUCUGAGCACUGGAGAUAUUUUUUACAUUAUGUCAAGAUGUCUUAAGUUGGUAAGACCUACAAAGGUAUGAUAUAUUUCCUGAGCCCUGCAUCUCCCGCUAUCUGCACCAUGGAUUUAUGGUUGAUUUUGCCUGUCCAAUCCUGUGUUCUCAGCAUUAACACCUGGACUAGUAGGACCACUGAGAGGACCAUGUCAAGACAUCAGUGUGUCUGUAACUUUCACUGAGCAUUCUCUGGCUAGGUUGUUGCUUUUACUGGGGGGAAAUUUGUUUAGAGGGCCACAAACGAGUCAGGGUUUUCAUUAUGUUUAGACACCAACACUAAUUCAGAGAUGUCACCAACAAUGCUAAAAUAACACUAAGCGACAAGUGGAAACCUUUUUUUUUCCUUCUCUUAUCCAGAUUUUUCUGAACUAAGACUUCUAAACUAAAUCCUUUAUUCUUUACUUCCAAGGAAAAGCACCAAGCCUGUCAUUGAGGUAAAUGAAUACAUAUGGGCGCUGAUGGAGUGAGAUUAAGAAAAAGGAAAGAGAGAAAUGAGAACAGGUGUUGGAGAGACAAACUAAGAAAAGGCUUAUAUUUGCCCUGCUGUGCACUUGCCUACACCUGGGCCCUGGGUUCCUCUGGCAGGUUUUAUCUCUGUGCACUUCUGUUUAUAAAGAAUUAUUCUCCUGGACUAAGAUUGUCUUCCAUUGUCACUUGUUGUUUGCUGGAUUCCUUUGGUUACACAGAUGUUGUACUAGAAAUAGGAAAAUAUAUGUGCUGCCUCUUGAUAUAAAAUUGUUUUUGUAAACAGUCCUUUAACUUGCCCAUAAAAUAACUGAGACAUAAAUCUUAGAGGAAUAAAACUUUGAAGAAGGCACAGAACAUUAGCACUUAAUCAAAGCCUCUCUUCCUUCUCCAGUAUCAACUCCUAAUUGGGGAUGGCCUGUACCUCUUUGUAAGGUUCUCUCUGCGUUACACCAGGUAGUUAAAAUCAUGGGAUGCUGCUUUAGCAGUUAGACUGGGUAGAUAUGGUGAGUAAUCACAAGAUAUAGUUUAAAACUCAAUGGUAGAACAGAAAAAUCAGAUUUAUAUGUAAAAGUUUCAAGCUUGAUUUCCAUUACUUUGCUUUCAACUUUUCUAUUUUUAAUUUAUGCAAACUAGAAACACCAAUUUGGGUAAAACUGUAUCAGAUUUUUCCUUUUCAAACGUUACCUUUCUGUACAAAUAUCUCUUUAGAGUAAAAUUUGGAUUAUAUAAAAUGGAAAAAAAAAUGGCAGAGGUGGGUGGGGACUUUAUAUUGACAUGGUUCCAGUUGCUGCAGAAGACUAUAUGAGCUUUGGGUACCACAUCUAUUACAAUAGCUGAAACUCCAUCCCCUCUACCCCCACCCCCAUCCUGAUCCCAGCCUCCUUUGUUGGGUUCUAUAUGUACAGAGCAGCAUCAAGAUUAUAUAUUUAACCUAUAGCACUUUCCCACAAAUGUGGAUAAAGAUAGUUAAUGCAAGUGUCUAAAAUUCUGUCCAGUAAUUCAGCAGAAUAAAUUCUUGUUUUGGAGCAAAGAAUACAUGCAAUGAUUUUUGGAGCAUUGACUAGCCUGGAAACUGGUUUGAUCAUCUCUUCCAGCGAUUGGCUUUGAGCAAUCUGAAAAUCUGUACAGUCCUUUAAGCCUGAUGGUUUACUUGAGUGUGGUGAGUGAGAAGUGAUGUUGGGAGUUUGAGUAGCAAUUGUAGAGACACAUUCUUUAAAAUAAUUAGAAGUAAAUGCAGAAACUUUGAGAUGGUAGAGGUUUUAAAUGGAUCGGUAUCUUUUUUGAAUGUGAUUGUCAUACUUUGGUUGAAGAGAUAAAUGAUUAUUAAAUGAAUUAACUCUUCCCUUAAAGUGUGCCAGUAAAAUCAAGGUAGAUGAAUGAGCACUUUUUUUUUUACCAAGAGAAAUAGAUUUCUUAGGCAAGUUAUGGUGAGUGGUCUGAAAAUUCUGGCUUUUUAAUGCCAAAAAAUAAGUUCCAGACUAUUAGAGGUAAUUUUUAGCCAAGGUUUUUGCAUGAGUAGUUCUUGGAAGUGCUGCGUGUAAUCUGGCCAAGCUAGUGUAAUGGCCAGUUCUUGGAAUAAAUAACAACGUGUCAUCUCAUAAGAGUCCUGCUGCAACAGAUAAUUCAUACUGGUGAUUUGACAACUAACCUCAUUACUUUUCAGUCUUGUAGAAAUUUGCCUGAUGCACCCUCUCGAUGUGGUGAAAACCAGGUUCCAGAUUCAGAGAUGUGCAACCGAUCCAAACAGUUAUAAAAGCUUAGGAGACAGCUUUCGAAUGAUUUUCCGCACGGAAGGGUUGUUCGGUUUUUACAAGGGGAUUCUACCACCCAUCUUGGCUGAAACACCAAAAAGAGCAGUAAAGUUUUUCACCUUUGAGCAGUACAAGAAAUUGCUUGGAUAUGUGUCACUGUCACCAGCAUUGACAUUUGCUGUUGCUGGACUGGGGUCUGGACUAACAGAAGCCAUCGUGGUCAACCCUUUUGAGGUAGUAAAAGUUGGCUUGCAAGCCAAUCGGAACAGAUUUACAGAGCAACCAUCCACCAUGAGUUAUGCAAGACACAUCAUUAAGAAGGAAGGUUUGGGACUCGGAGGCCUCAACAAAGGAUUUACAGCAACUUUGGGACGUCAUGGAGUUUUCAAUAUGGUUUAUUUUGGCUUCUACUUCAAUGUCAAAAACAUUAUUCCUGUCAAUAAGGAUCCAACCUUGGAGUUUUUGAGAAAAUUUGGGAUUGGUCUUCUCUCAGGCACAAUAGCCUCAGUCAUUAACAUCCCUUUUGAUGUUGCCAAAAGUAGGAUUCAAGGGCCUCAGCCAGUUCCUGGAGAGAUCAAGUACAAAACCUGUUUUAAAACAAUGGCCACGGUCUAUCAGGAAGAAGGCAUUUUAGCUUUGUAUAAAGGCCUGCUUCCCAAGAUUAUGAGGCUCGGACCAGGUGGUGCAGUGAUGCUGCUGGUUUAUGAAUACACCUAUUCAUGGCUUCAGGAGAACUGGUGAUUGCCUACGGUGUAUUUUCCCCCCUUGUGAAAAUGGAUUUCAUUACACAGCACCAUCAGGAGGCGAGAAUAUCUAUCAGUUAAGCUCAAUACAAUGAUAAAUUAUAAUUAUACACUUAGAUACAAUUAUAAAGGGUAAAACAGUGUGUUCAAGAACAAAACCUAUUUUGAUACUUCAAAAAUUAUCUCUAGACAAUUUGAAACUGUCGUUUUAAUCAUAUCCUUAAAACUAUGAGAAAAUUAAUACUGUGAAGCAAUGAAAUAUAUAAGCUGAAUAUAGAAAAGUAGCAUGGAAAUUAGAUAUAUUCCAUAAAAACAAUACAAAUUUUAUGACCUAUGUUCCUCUUACAGGGCUUUGCAAUAAAAAUGCAUUGUAUUGAUGAUUAUUCUUUCCUAAAAGGUAAAUAAGUGCUUAUAAGUGAAAAAAUAUGCCAAAAUUUAAAGUUUUUAUAAGGAAUUAAAUUCUUCCAUAAAUAGUAUUUCAUCAUAUACAUGGAAAUGUUUCUGAAGGGUACUAAAAUGGCCUUUUUAAAAUUUCAUGUUAAAAUGUGAAUUGUUGGUUUCCUUUAGUAAUAAUAUACAUCUCAUCUGUAUUUUCCUAAACCUACUUUAUAUUUUGCACUGUUGGUUAAAGCAGAUCAUAUUUUUAAAUUAUGAUAUUUGAAGUCUUUUGUGACAACGAUAAAACAUGAAACUAUAUUAAACUACUUUUCUUUACAUAGUUCCCUUUGAAAACAAGUUUUAAUGCUGAAAUAUGUUCAUGUUGAAUCACAAAUCUGAACUGCUCCUUAGGCCUGUUUGUGCUGUCCGUAUUUGCAUCAGAUACCUUUUCUCAGAAUUCUUACCUAUGCCAUUUUUUUUAAAAAGAUGUUUAGAAUAAACUACAUUUCUAGUUUACUAUUUUUAAGUGAUGGUUUCAGAUGUGAAGUCUACUAACUUCAAUGUUAAAAUAUGUAUUAUGAAGAAGAAAAUGUUUCAAAAGAGAAGUACAUUCUUGGCAUUUCCAAAGAUGCCUGUACUAACACGCACUCAAAAAAAAUAUCUGCUUGACGUUGAUGUAACAAAGCUUAAUUUUAUAUCUGCAUCCUGAAGUGAUGCUCCUUCAGUAUCUUGAGUCAACAAAAAUAUCUGCCUGUUCUAGGAUGACACCUGUUCUUAACUAUAACCAGGAGAUCUGUCUACCAUGAAGCUGUGUCACUAAAACAUUUUGAAAAUAAAAAAUGAAAGAUAA